AUGGAGGGGGGAGAGGGGGCUGAAUCCUCCUCUCAAAUGGGAGGAGCCUCACCGCGAGGACAAAAUGGCGUCAUCAACACCCACCUGUUGGGGGCGGAGCCUCGUGAGGCGCUACUGUCCGUGUACUCGGCACCUCAGUAUCAGGGUCGUGUGGUGGUUAGCGCCCCCUCUCAGCAGGAGCCCAGCGGUGCUCCUCCUCAGCUCCUCAAUCCCAGCGCUCUCCUUCCCCACCAGGUGGUGCCGGACCCCCGCCUCCGGCCGGCCGCCGGCCUCCUGCUGUGCCCGGAGAGCGUGCUGAGGGCCUGGGGGGAGGCUGGAGGAGGAGACUGCUGUGAGACCACCUUCAUCGAGGGGCUCGGUCUUGAUGCCUCCUCUGCUGCCCCCGCUGCCUCCACAAAGGAGGUGCUGCUGUUUGCUGAUGGGAAGUUUCUGGAGUUUUCUGGAGAUGAAGCAAAGAUUCACACGCUGUCGUAUGACAUCGACGACGACGACGACUUCCAGGAGCUCGAGAGCGAUUACUCCAGCGAAUCAGAGAGCGAGGACGCCUUCCUGCUGAUGCCUCCCAGAGAUCACCUGGGCCUCAGCGUCUUCUCCAUGCUCUGCUGCUUCUGGCCGCUCGGCAUCGCUGCCUUUUACCUGUCGCAUGAGGUGAGCACAGACUGGGACUAA
Stegastes partitus (bicolor damselfish) is the source of this 669-nucleotide messenger RNA. RefSeq names its product synapse differentiation inducing 1 (gene syndig1). Gene Ontology annotation, cellular component: postsynaptic density membrane; excitatory synapse; synaptic vesicle membrane. The transcript is spliced from 2 exons. Bases 1 to 669 code for a protein of 222 amino acids. Gene Ontology annotation, biological process: positive regulation of synapse assembly; synaptic vesicle clustering. The record is from RefSeq and is a predicted model, not a curated record. NCBI's taxonomy places the organism in Eukaryota, Metazoa, Chordata, Actinopteri, Pomacentridae.